AUGUCACAGUGGCUACAAGACUCCAUUAAAAAUGGCCUCAUAAAAUUCUUUGACUUCAACGAGUUCAGCGACGUCAAGGUGUUGGCCCGAGGUGCUUUCGGUGAAGUUUCGAGAGCGUAUUGGAACAGCGGUGAGAAAACGGUAGCGUUGAAAACUUUGUAUAACAGUCCCGAACUGGAAAAUGACAAGGCAUAUAAUGAUUUUAUUAACGAGUUUCAGUUGAUUCGUUCGGUCGAUUUUCACGAUAACGUUAUAAGAUUCUUUGGUUUAAGCCAAGGUGCCUCGACUGUUGUGUCUGACCACAUUCGCAUCGAUAGUAUUCCUUCUUUUAACAUCUUCAUCUUAACUAGAUAUCCCAAAUAA
Molecule: messenger RNA, 363 nt
Organism: Acaulospora morrowiae
Lineage: Eukaryota; Fungi; Glomeromycota; Glomeromycetes; Diversisporales; Acaulosporaceae
Source: the annotation of a GenBank genome assembly